This is a messenger RNA of Xenopus tropicalis (tropical clawed frog), 991 nucleotides long. It is a transcript of the gene efcab11, whose product is annotated as EF-hand calcium binding domain 11. The record is from RefSeq and is a predicted model, not a curated record. Gene Ontology annotation, molecular function: calcium ion binding. Lineage: Eukaryota; Metazoa; Chordata; Amphibia; Anura; Pipidae. The transcript is spliced from 7 exons. Bases 168 to 656 code for a protein of 162 amino acids.
CUUCCUGGUCAUCUAGCCAAUAGUAAUUCCCCCGCCUCUUAAUUUGUUAGACUGCUGCCAAUCCGAGUUCAGUCUCGUUUUCCGCGGACAGUUUUGAUAUCGUGGUAGUCAUGGCAGCGCUGUGAGAGACCCUGCUCUACCUGGCGGCGAAUGUUAUAGGAGCCGCGAUGUUUUCUGCUGCGAGCAACUCUCUCUGUUCCAAGCCGCAAGUCAGCGACAAUGACAAAAAAACGUUUCUGAGAGUGUUUCAGUUAUGUGAUGAAGGCAAUAAGGGUUACCUCAGCAGAGAAGAUCUUAAGGUGGCUGUGGUUAUGUUGUUUGGUUAUAAACCUUCCAAGUUAGAAGUUGAUUCUAUGUUGUCAUCUUUCAUGAUAAACACUACAGGCGUGACAUCUGAUAACUUUUUGAAAAUGAUGGCUUUAAAGAAAGCAGCACAGCUCAGCUUUGGCAACCAGAGGGAGAUCUUUUCAGUGUUUGAUGUUCAUUGUCGUGGAUUUCUAACUUUAGAGGAUUUCAAAAGGGCUUUCAGACAAGUGGCCCCUCACUUAUCAGAACGGACUGUUGUUGAAGCAUUUAGGGAAGUGGAUCAAGACUCUGAUGGCCUGGUUUCUUACAAAGAUUUUGAAUUUGUCCUGAAUUAUGGAGCCUCAACCUAAAGCAACGCAGACAAAUGGGCGAAAGACCAAUCUUUUGACAACACUUGGAUUGAGGACAUCACCAGCCGUUAUUAUUGCCAGAUUGGCUUUACACAGAUGAGCAGGGAUGCAACAACCUGUCUAAUCAGAAAAGUGAACCUGUCCAUGGUACAAGAUUUUGUGUGUGUUGAGUAAAUGAACUGGACAGAUAUUGUACAAAACCUUGUAUUUGUCAAUAACUGAUAUAUAUAUAUAUAUAUAUAUAUAUAUAUAUAUAUAUGUAUGUAUAGGAUAUGUAUGGCCAUUAUUUGCUAGUUUGAUUACCUCAUUAAAUCUUGAUUUAAACUUACAAAGCA